This is a messenger RNA of Lampris incognitus (smalleye Pacific opah), 2280 nucleotides long. RefSeq names its product solute carrier family 34 member 2a (gene slc34a2a). Gene Ontology annotation, cellular component: apical plasma membrane; vesicle; brush border. NCBI's taxonomy places the organism in Eukaryota, Metazoa, Chordata, Actinopteri, Lampriformes, Lampridae. The transcript is spliced from 12 exons. Gene Ontology annotation, molecular function: sodium:phosphate symporter activity. The record is from RefSeq and is a predicted model, not a curated record. The coding region runs from base 1 to 1938 and encodes 645 amino acids. Gene Ontology annotation, biological process: sodium-dependent phosphate transport; intracellular phosphate ion homeostasis.
AUGACUCCUACACCGGACCCCAAGAAGGACCAGAAGGAGGCACAUAAAAGUGAAUGCAAUGGGAAUAAAGGGAGGCCUGCUUCCAUGGCAGCAGCACAUUCCACUGUGGCUCUGAUCGAGGGGGAGGUCCAGCAGGACGACCCAUGGAACCUAACAGAGCUCCAGGACACGGGGGUGCCAUGGAAAGCUCUGGAUACCAAAGGAAAGGUGCUGAGGGUGUUGUUGGUGGUGGGGAAGAUGGUCUCGCUGCUGGCUUUGCUCUACAUGUUCAUCUGUUCCCUCGACAUCCUCAGCUCAGCCUUCCAGCUAGUUGGAGGUAAGGCGGCCGGGGACAUCUUUCAGGAUAACUCUGUGCUAUCCAACCCUUUGGCCGGUUUGGUUAUCGGUGUACUGGUCACCCUGUUGGUCCAGAGCUCCUCUACAUCCUCCUCCAUAGUUGUCAGCAUGGUCUCCUCUGGACUGCUUACCGUGCAGCUGGCUGUUCCUAUCAUCAUGGGCACCAACAUCGGAACCUCAGUCACCAACACACUGGUGGCCAUGACGCAGGCUGGCGAUCGCAACACCUUUCGACGGGCGUUUGCGGGGGCCACGGUACAUGAUUUCUUCAACUGGCUGUCUGUACUGGUGCUGCUGCCUCUUGAAGUGGCUUCUGGUUACUUGUACCGAAUCACCAAGCUCAUCACCAACUCCUUCAAUAUCCAGAGUGGAGAUGCCCCCGACCUGCUCAAUGUCAUCACAGACCCCCUCACUGAGGCAAUCAUACAACUGGAUGAAUCUGUGAUCAGCGGCAUUGCAACUGGAGACCCUGCUGCCAGGAACAAGAGCCUCAUCAAAAACUGGUGCAAAACCUUCACCAACACAACCUUAAUGAACGUGACAGUUCCUGGACCAGAGAAUUGCACCUCUCCAUCUCUGUGUUGGGUCGACGGCAACCUCACCUUCACACUGAAGAACGUGUCCGAGACAUACAACAUCCAGAAAUGCAAGCACCUGUUUGUAGACGUGAAUCUGUCCGACCUAGCGGUGGGUCUGAUCCUGCUGGCUCUCUCCCUGUUGGUGCUCUGCUCCUGCCUGAUUCUCAUCGUCAAGCUGCUCAACUCCAUGCUGAAGGGACAGGUGGCAAUGGUCAUUAAAGCCAUCCUUAACACUGACUUCCCAUUUCCUUUUGGCUGGGUUACUGGUUACAUUGCCAUCUUUGUUGGAGCUGGGAUGACUUUCAUUGUCCAGAGCAGUUCUGUCUUCACCUCUGCCAUAACACCACUUGUUGGUAUUGGUGUCAUCAGCAUAGAGAGAGCCUACCCGUUGUCAUUGGGUUCAAAUAUUGGUACAACCACCACUGCCAUACUGGCAGCCAUGGCUAGUCCUGGAGACACACUGGCUAAUGCUUUACAGAUUGCCCUGGUCCACUUCCUGUUCAACAUCUCAGGCAUCAUACUAUGGUACCCAAUUCCCAUCACCAGGAUUCCCAUCCGGCUGGCUAAAGGGCUGGGCAACAUCACUGCCUCCUACCGCUGGUUUGCUGCUGUCUACAUCAUCUGCUGUUUCUUUUUCCUUCCCCUCUUCAUCUUUAGCCUGUCGCUGGCUGGUUGGCAGGUUUUGGUGUGUGUAAGUGUGCCUCUGGUCAUCAUACUGGUCACCAUUGUGGUGAUCAAUGUGUUGCAGAAGCAGCGACCCAAGUGCCUGCCAAAAGCCCUGCAAUCCUGGAGCUUCCUCCCUCUCUGGGCUCACUCCCUGGAGCCAUGGGACCAAGUGGUCACUAACAUUAUGGCCAAAUGCUGCUGCUGCUGCAAAUGCUGCCAGGCUGCCACCAAUGAGCAAGAACAGAGAGAAGGAGACAAGGAGAAAGAGCAUGUGGUGGAGAUGUAUGACAACCCUGCAAUAAAUGGAGAGAAAGAACUGAAAGAUGACACAAAGAUUUUGAAAUCAACCCAUCUGUGAGAAUAUUUUUUACAAACCUUUGUUACUGUGCCAUGGUCCUACCGUAUGAAGCUAGUGUGACUAGACUAAGAUGUGCUGGUCCUCCGACAACAGAAACAUAAUCAGACGAACAAUCAGUCAAAUUUGUUUGUGUAAUACAUUUUGUAUUCAAAUGCAAUGUGAUGCAUUUUAGAUUUGAGGAAGUUAAAAGUCCACGGCAAACAAACGUAGGUCUAAUGAUUGCAUCUUACAGUAAAAUAAAAUGACUAAGACUAGCAAAUUUUAGUGCAUAAUAACAAUAAUAAUAAUAAUACCAAUGAUAAUAUAAUAAUAAUAAUAUGAGUGGUACCCAGAAACACAAUA